Molecule: messenger RNA, 1319 nt
Organism: Nematostella vectensis (starlet sea anemone)
Lineage: Eukaryota; Metazoa; Cnidaria; Anthozoa; Actiniaria; Edwardsiidae
Product: N-lysine methyltransferase KMT5A-A
Exons: 7
Coding region: 121-1149 (342 amino acids)
Molecular function (GO): protein binding; histone H4K20 methyltransferase activity
Source: RefSeq, a predicted model, not a curated record
UCUCGUUACAAAAUACAAACUGCUCGCUCACAACCACAACGAGUCUGCGUUUUCUUUGCAAGGUUCUCCUAAAUUUAUCUUGGUUGGUGAAGAUUUUGCGAGCUUUUUCCACAAAAUAGGAUGCCAGCCAAAGGACGAAAACGUGCAGCAAAGAAACUCGGAGAACCAUCUGCAUCGGCUUCAGGAGUCGAGAGCGAAAAGGGGGUUAAGGAGAAGGAUACCAAUUUGCUAUCCUCACCGAAAUCUACCAAGGAAACGAGAGAAAUAACAAGCUAUUUUGCUAAAUCACCCUCCCCUGUAAAACAUGACGAGCGAUCCCAAACAACUAUAACCCAAGGCGAAGGUAAAACAAGCUCUACGGCGCUUAAAUAUCCCACCGAUCCUGAAAAGGACGCGAAAUCGUCAAAGUCGACCGGUGACCCACCUUCAGAUAAAGCGCCUCUGACUGCAACGACAAGCGAUAAUCAAGAAACAGUGAAAGACUAUGACAGAAAAUCAACAAGUGGAAGUAAGAAGCCGAUGGAGAAGUACUUGCUAAAGAGCCCAGGAGAUAUUUCAAUUGUCGACAACAAAAAGAACACAAAGAAAAAGAAAGAGACCAAGACUAGUGAGAGGCCUACACAGACAGCUAUCACAGAACACUUCCGUGUCAGGCGGAGCCAAAGGAAAUGCAAAUCUGCAGUUGAGGAAGAAAAACAACAGAAUAUUGAAAAAGCUGUCUUACUGGGUCUUGAAGAGGGCCUUGAGAUUCGUGAUGUAGAGGGCAAGGGCCGUGGAGUAUUUGCUGUGAAGUAUUUCAGUAGAGGGGACUUUGUGUGUGAAUAUGCAGGAGAACUGAUAGACUAUAAUACAGCCAAGGAACGAGAGCAGAAGUACUCUGAGAAAGCUGAAGUGGGCUGUUACAUGUAUUACUUUUCAUUCAAGAACAAGAAAUAUUGUGUUGAUGCAACAAAGGAAUCUGGUCGCCUUGGUCGACUUUUAAACCACAGCGUCCAUGGCAACUGCACCACAAAACUAAUAUCCAUCAAGGGCAAUCCCUACCUGAUUCUCGUGACGUCUCAAGAUAUCAAACCUGGAGAGGAACUAUUAUAUGACUAUGGCGAAAGAAGCAAAGACAUUAUCGAGUCACAUCCAUGGCUAAAAGCAUGAUCAUUCUACUGAGUAGAAAUACUUUACUUGCAUUUAUUUUGGAAAUGCAUUUGACUUUUUAUUCCUUAUUUGUACAUUUAAUUGUGAAUAUAAAGUAUAACAGUUUUCUGUUUUCUUUUAUACAUUAAAAGAUUAAAAGAAGAGACAUCUUUAAGUAUGUUAGGUGGAAA